Paramecium tetraurelia is the source of this 1527-nucleotide messenger RNA. RefSeq lists its product as uncharacterized. NCBI's taxonomy places the organism in Eukaryota, Ciliophora, Oligohymenophorea, Peniculida, Parameciidae. The transcript is spliced from 6 exons. The record is from RefSeq and is a predicted model, not a curated record.
AUGGAUGAAUUUCAGACCUUCCUAGCGAGUUUAGGUGAUUAGCUAUCGGCUCCCAUUUCUGAUGAUUAUAGAAAGUAAUUCAAGAUUAGAGGAGAGUUCAUCUACCCACAAAACAAGAAGUUUGAUCAGAUUUGUUAAAGGUUUUGCUAAAGUUUCUAAGUUAGCUUUUUGGAAGAUGAAAAAUUACGAAGCAAACGAAAAUGGGAUAAUUCCUUUAAACUAUUUUUAAUAUGGUUUCUAGUUAAAUAUUUUGAGAAGCAAAAUCAAAUUGCCAUUCGACCGGAUGCGAGGGAUUGGAUUAUUUUUGAACACAUUCUUAAAAUAGAUAAGCACACCUUAUAGCAAAGAUGGAUCACCUUGAUAAAUCCAUAGAUGAAAUCAACCAAUUGGACUUAAGAGGAAGACGAUUUUAUCAGGAAUUAAAUGAAGUAAGAUCAAAAGAAUAAGCAUAUCUGGACGUAGAUUGCUGUGUCUCUUUAUGAGAAGAAUUUGCAAGGGCAUAUUCGAACACCAAAAUAAAUUAGAGAGCGAUGGAUGAAUUAUUUAAAUCCUGAAUUAAAUAAAGAACAGUGGUUGCUCAAAGAAGAUUUGAUUGUUUUAAAUAGUGUUGUGAAAAAUGGAAAAAAGUGGUCGUAAAUUUCACAGUAAUUGAAUGGGAGAACUGAGAAUCAAGUCAAAAAUAGAUACAAGUCAUUAAUACACAAAAUAUGCAAGGAUGAUGAAUGUGAUGAAAUAGAAAUGAUCAAACAAUACAUCAGAAAAAAUUCUGCGCAUAUGGAUUCAAAUAAGUAAGGGAUAAUUGGUAAGAGAGGCAGACAUAAGAAGGGAAUGAGAAAUAAGGAACAAAAAGCAGAUGCUAAAAAACAAAAAAACAUACCAAAAAUAAUAAAAUAGGAAGAACAAUAAUCUCAGUAAUCUUUUGUUUAAUAAGCGUAAUAAUAAAUGUAUGCAUAAUCUUAAUAAUUAUAAUUGUAAUAAUAAAUAUAAUAAAAUUAAUAAUUACAAUAAUUGUAGUAGUUACAAUAAUAGAUGAAUUUUAAUCCAGAAGAAAUGAAGUUGGCAUUAAACUUACAAUCCACUUUUAAUUAGGAUGAUUUGAAAAAUCCAACCCCUUUGAUGAUGUUAUAAUGUUUAACUUCUCCAGGAUAUCAGUACUUUGAGAAUCAAUGUUUGAGACAAUUGUCUCCUGGAAUUGUUGAUGAAGGAGAUUGUCAUUAAAAUUCAUCCUUACAGUUGCCGAAAAUAGCCAAUAUGUAUAAGGUAAGUUCUGCAUCUCCCUUCAUAAUUGGAUCCAUAUUGGCUUCUCCAUUUUUGGUCAACGAUCAGUUCGUUCAAUAGAAUGAGGAUCAAGUCGGAGCUACAUCUAAUUAAACCUUCACUCAAUAAAUUUCCACGACGCCAUAUUUAAAUCUAAAUUAUUUGAGACAACAGUAGAUGAAUGGGUUCUCUAAAUAGAAGGAUUUGGAUUUACUAUAAGAGAACCCUAUUUAAUCAUUCAAUAAAAGAAGGAAUAUUAAUUAAUAGUGA